UUCACACAUAGUGAUAUUUAAAUGUUUUUUGAUGGUCAGACACUGAGUGCUUAUCAGGUUGUUCAAUGAUGAUUUUAAAUCAAAUCAAACUUUACUGAAGUCCUUUGAGUAUCCAGACAGUAAUACUAAACAAAUGGUCAUUUUGACAGCAUCAUGUCAUUUGAUGAUGAAUACAGUUAUAUAUUUUUGUAAAAUGGGAGGAGUCUGAUGAUGCUGCUGGUCCUGAUGCUGCAGGUGUAUAUAAGCGUCAGUGAGCAUCAGUUGAGUUCAGUGUGUCGAGAUGUCCGACUCUUCGCUUCCCGUGUGUGUCCUCUGCAUACUCGCGCUCUCAACACUCUCGUCCGCAUGUUACAUUCAGAACUGCCCGCGCGGAGGGAAGAGAUCUCAGCCGGACCCCAUCAGACAGUGUAUGAGGUGUGGUCCGGGGAAUAAAGGCCGUUGUUUUGGUCCCAGUGUCUGCUGUGGAGCCGGUCUGGGGUGUCUGGUGGGUUCUCCUGAGACUCUGAGCUGUAUGGAGGAGAAUAAUGUGUCCAGUCCCUGUGAGACGGGUGGGAGAUUGUGUGGAGCUGAAGGUGGCCGCUGCGCCGCUCCGGGGGUCUGCUGCCAUUCUCAGAGCUGUGUUCUGGAUUCAGAAUGUGUGGAUGACGUGAGAUUCGUAUCUCAAGACAACGCUUCACAGAAGAAGACUUCAGGAGAUCUGCUGCUGGAUCUGUUGAAGCUCAUGUCACGGGGUUAACACGUGAUCUCCAGCUGUGGAUCUUCAUGUACACACACAGAGAACACGGAACCUUCACAGAACUCUUGCAGUAAUGUUAAAAGAGCAUUUUAUCACACAUUAUACAUGUCUUAUCAAAUGUUACUCUUACAUUGUUAGUGG
This is a messenger RNA of Triplophysa dalaica, 877 nucleotides long. RefSeq names its product arginine vasopressin (gene avp). Gene Ontology annotation, molecular function: neurohypophyseal hormone activity. The record is from RefSeq and is a predicted model, not a curated record. The transcript has 3 exons. Bases 281 to 736 code for a protein of 151 amino acids. Gene Ontology annotation, cellular component: extracellular region; secretory granule. Lineage: Eukaryota; Metazoa; Chordata; Actinopteri; Cypriniformes; Nemacheilidae.